Molecule: messenger RNA, 2115 nt
Organism: Wyeomyia smithii (pitcher-plant mosquito)
Lineage: Eukaryota; Metazoa; Arthropoda; Insecta; Diptera; Culicidae
Product: glutactin-like
Exons: 6
Coding region: 182-1918 (578 amino acids)
Source: RefSeq, a predicted model, not a curated record
UGUGGAAGAAAAACUUAAAACUUGGGCUAUUCGACAGUCAAGGCGGAAGCACGUACAAAUAAAAAGUUUGAAAACCUCGUGUUCGUGUUUCGUCAUUUUCUAUCUGCUACACCUUGAAUAUAUAUUUCUGCUGUUUCACCUCACUCACCGUCAACAAAAAAAUGCAAACACUCGGACCAAAAUGUUACCGUCUGUAGCACAAAUUGUGUUUCUUGUAAUAGUAUUGUGUCACCUGGCUCAAAGCCAAAAAGAACCAAACACUUUAGUCGAUAUUCAUGAUCUGGGAGUAGUUCGAGGUUCAACGAGUUACACGGCGCGCACGAACCAGUGUUUUGCCAGCUUCUACAAUAUUCCCUAUGCCGAACCUACAACCGGAGCAAAAAGAUUCAAACCGCCGACUAGGAUUGCUCCAUGGACCGCCGUUCGUGACGUAACUCAGCCCGGUCUAGAGUGCCCUCAACCCGAUGGACACAAUCAAAACGUUGAAGAUUGUCUCUCCUUAUCGGUGUUCACGAAAAACACUAACGGAAGUUUCCCGGUAAUGGUGUAUGUUCAUGGAGGCGGGUUUUAUCGUGGAUCAGCAGCGGAAUAUCCCCCGCAUUACCUGCUAGAGCGCGAAAUAGUGCUGGUUGUUUUACAAUACCGUUUAGGCCCGUUCGGAUUCUUGUCCACGUUAAGCGAAACAAUCCCCGGCAAUGCUGGCAUAUUGGACAUCAUAAUGGCUGUCGAAUGGGUGCGCAACUAUAUCGCCGAUUUUGGCGGGGAUCCCCAAAUGAUAACACUUUUUGGUCAAUCUGCCGGAGCAGCUGCCAUUUCCGCACUACUUUACAGCCCAUUGGUGUCGCAUUAUUUAUUCCAGCAAGUUAUUCUGCAGUCCGGAGGAUCAAUGAGCAAUUGGGCGAUCGAUUCCAAUCCGGUGGCGAAUGCGAAAAAUAUUGCAAAUCUUGUGGGAUGCAUUGUUGAUGACACCACCCUAACAGCUAUCGAACAGUGUCUCAUGGAGGCGAGCACACAGUCACUUGUGAAUGCAACAUUGCCGCAUCUGCAUAACAUAUUUAUCGAUGGAAUGCAAGACAUCAGUGGCAUGGGAAUGGUCGUUGGAGGACCGUCAGGGUUCUUGCUGCGUACACCACUUCGAAGUGCUCGUCAAGGGCUGAUGCGUCACGAUGUUCGAAUGAUGGGUGGAGUUACCAAGCAGGAUGGUUCAUUUCUUCUCAAUAGUUUUUACGACCAUUUGGUGACUGACGGCCGUUUCAACCAUUCAAUGUACAUUCAAUUUGAACUGGUGGAUACCAUGAACCGUAUCAUGCAAUUGGACGAUAAUUCAGGAGCAUUACUGGCCUUUGAGAUACAAACCUUGUUUAGUGAAAGCGAUCUGUCUAGCGGAAACAUUACACAAAUGGUUAGAGGUCUGAUUGAUAUUGCUGGAGCGAUUGCGCUGAAGGGUCCUGUUCUGAGAGACAUACAGGCAAAUGUUAGGAUCAGCGAGAAAGAAACUUACUUAUACACCUUCGACUAUGCAGGAGAACACACACGUUUUGGUUAUGGAAAGGAUACUUCGCAUUACCCGUUCAGUGGAGGCGUCCAUCACUCAGACGAAAAUAUUUACUUGUUCCCCUACCCGGACAAGGUGGCGAACUUAAACCAAGCGGAUACUGAAAUAUCGGAAAUGAUGCUGGAUCUGUGGACAUCUUUCGCAAUCGACGGGGUUCCCGCUUCGAAUCAUACUCCGCCAUGGCAACCGGUUCAUGGUUUCACGGGACCCUACAUGCACAUCGAUAAACCUGCUAGCAUCGAACAGAAUUUCUAUCGUGAAUUCUCUGCUACUGUCAGGGAAUCAUCGAAUGCGUUGAGGUAUCUGGGUCAAUUUGUACUGAUUGUUUGCGCAUGUUUGACAGUGAUCUUCUGGCGGUUUUAAAACAUGACACGACUGUGCAGCAUACUCGUCAAGUGUUAAUAGACUGAGCAUAAAAUAUGGGAACAAGUUUAAUUUGAAUGGUUGACGUAAUAUAUUAUGACGUGUUUGAGGUUUUUGAUAUUGCUAACCAUUUGUAACAUUUUCGUUACUAUACGAUUAGUCCUACAAUUUUAUGUGUUAUCCAACAAAAAUAAAAU